GGGCAAAAGCUGCCCUAUAAAGGAGCACUAGGAUAACAGCAGCCCAUCUGUCGCCUUCUUGGAUUUGGCUGAAGGGUUCCACUGGAGGCACUGCAGGAAAGGGGCACAAUGCUCAAUCUCAGCUCAGCUCUGAGGUUGGAGCAAGGCAUGCAAACAGCAGGGACAACAGGAGGCCUCCAGAACCUGAGGAAAUUUAAUAAUCAGGACUUUGAGCACCUGCGAUCCCUGUGUCUGAGCCAAGGUCUGUUGUUCAAGGAUGACACCUUCCCUGCUGAUAUCAGCUCCAUUGGUCCUAACCUGCUCCCAAAGGAUGAGCUGCAGCACAUAAUGUGGAAGAGGCCAAGGGAGCUUCUGAGAAACCCCUUUUUUGUAAUGGAUGGAGUUAGCAGAUUUGAUAUUAUUCAAGGAGAAAUAGGUGACUGCUGGAUGCUGGCUGCCCUGGGCUCCCUGACAAUGCAGAAGCGAUUUUUGGAAAAUGUUUUACCAAAGGACCAAGGAUUCCAGAGUGAUUAUGCUGGGAUUUUCCAUUUUCGGUUCUGGCAAUUUGGAGACUGGGUGGAUGUAGUGAUAGAUGACCGGCUGCCUUUCCUAAAUGGGAAUUACCUGUCUGUACACCCUCGAACAUCAAAUGAAUUCUGGCCAUCCUUGUUGGAAAAAGCAUAUGCCAAGCUGCAGGGCUCCUACCAGAACUUGCACGGGGGCUACAUUUCUGAUGCUUUAGUAGACUUCACAGGUGGAGUCCAAAUGCAGUUCUCAUUAAAGGACCCCCCUCCUGAUCUGGAGGAUAUACUGAAAGCUGCUAGCAAAUCUCAGUGUCUGAUGGGAUGUAGCACCUCAGGCCGGAUGAGAAACACAGUAUUAAGGAAUGGGAUUGUGCAAGGUCAUGCAUACACUGUCACAGGAGCCGUGAAGAUACGAUUCAAGAACCACUGGGAACAUAUCAUCAGAGUCUGGAAUCCAUGGGGCCAUGGGGAGUGGAAGGGGCCCUGGAGUGAUGGCUCUCCAGAAUGGGACUAUGUGGAGCCUGAAAUUAAGGAAGAGCUCUACAGAAAGAAAAAUGAUGGAGAAUUCUGGAUGUCCUAUGAAAACUUUCGGGAGCAGUUUUCCUGGCUGUGUGUUUGUAACUGCACCCCAACGUUUCUGGACUUUGGAGAUCAGCACCACACAGGAUGGUCUGUGGACAGAUACAUCAACCUGUGGAGCCCAUUGCUUGCUACUGGCAGGAAUGACUGGUCCUCUGCAGGUGCAGUUUCAAAGAACCCUCAGUAUUUCUUCAAAGUAACAAAUUAUGACCCCAGAUCCUACAAUGUGGUCAUUUCACUCAUACAAAAAAAUGCAGAGGGUAUGCAGGAUGCACAAACAUUGAAGAUUGGCUUUUUUAUCACCACGGAGAACUCCAAAGUUCUGAAACAAGUUUUCUCCCUUACACGAGAUGUGAGCAGCUGCUUUAAUUUGAGCCCAGGAACUUAUGCUGUCAUUCCUGCUACAACAGAGGACCGAGAAUUUGAAUUUGUCUUACGAAUUUUUGUAAAGAAUCAAGACUACAAUGAGAACGCAAACUCUCAGCUCAACCCAAUGCUGCCAAUGGAUGUACCAAGACAGAAACAGGACAGCUCCUAUAAGGCUAUCUUCCUAAAAUAUGCAAAGCAGGGCUCAGCUAUUGAUGCUUUGCAGUUGCAACAACUUCUUAAUGACAUGGUCCUGCAAGAUGAAAUGACCAGCCUGGGAGGAGAGUUCAGCUUUGAUUCAUGUCGAGCCAUUUUAGCUCUGAUGGAUCUCAAUUCAAAUGGACAACUCACGCUGCAGGAGUUUGGGAGCCUCUGGCGAAAUGUCACCAAGUACAUGGAUCUCUUCAAGAGAGAAGACAGAAAUCGUUCUGGAUUUCUUGAUGUAUCUGAACUGAAGAGUGCAAUACAGACAGCAGGACUGCCCGUCAAUGAGCAGAUCCUGCACCUGAUGGCCCUGCGCUACGGCGAUGUGUACAGGAGAAUGGGCUUUGCUGACUUCGUGAGCUGCAUGAUGCGCCUUGAAACCAUGACCUAUGCGUUUCAAAACUUAGCCAAAGGUGGACCACAAGUUUUGAUGACGGUGAUGGAGUGGCUGACUCUUGUCAUGUACACCUGAAGAGUUGUCAGAGCUCGACGUGCUGGUGGCUUUUCUCCAAUUUGGUAUGAGGCACCUCCAGGUUAUCCCAUUAACAGCCAUCCAUGGGGCUCUAGAAAAAACAAACGCUGCAGGCAUGAAGCUGAGUUUUCUUAUUUGCUUACAUGUCACGGUACUUAAAACUGAAAAAUGUCUGUAACUUCUCAGUAACCUGCACAGAAACUUCACCUCCAUUCUUUAAGCACGAUGAUAAAAGUGAUCUGAUGUUCCAUUCUACUCAUCUACUGGGGCCAGCCUGGCAUUUUUUUUUUAGUGGUGGGGGUAUCACCUUUUGUAGCACCCUGAGGAAAUGUUAUAUGCUACAGUUUCAGGGCACCUACCCGGCUCCCUUCCACAUGAGACUAACUUCCACGUGAGGCUGAUGCUCAUUAAACAAAGAACAUAGCCAUCCACUUUAGGAAAUAGCAUUUCCUUGUUUAAUAUGCCAUAUAUUAGAUUCAGUGCUAUUCACCACAUGCCAAGCUGACACAGAAACACCUCUGAAACCAAGCUGGUUGUGUGAGAAGAAAGACUGCUGUGCAAAUAGCAAUAUGUGUUUAAAAGGAAUGCGUUUGGGAAAGGAGAUGGGGAUCUCUUUGGGAGGAACUGUUUGACCGUUCAGGGGAUGAAGGCAUCUUCCUGUGAACAUCUGUACCUCAAGGCAUACAGCAGGCCACAGCUCCAGCCCUCUCUUAAUGUCCGUUUAAUAGAAGCAAGUGCUAGAGAAGGCAGAUGUCAGCACUCACUCAUCUCUGCUGCCCGGAGGUGGAAGCACAACGUUGCAGACACUUCUUCAUAGAUAGCAGACACUUUCUAAAGCCAAAGUUCAGAGUAUGGGAUAAAGGAAUUCAGUUUCCAUUAAAUCACAUCUGGAAAAAUCA
Centrocercus urophasianus (Greater sage-grouse) is the source of this 3023-nucleotide messenger RNA. RefSeq names its product calpain-13-like. Bases 109 to 2124 code for a protein of 671 amino acids. Gene Ontology annotation, biological process: proteolysis. Lineage: Eukaryota; Metazoa; Chordata; Aves; Galliformes; Phasianidae. The transcript is spliced from 22 exons. Gene Ontology annotation, molecular function: calcium-dependent cysteine-type endopeptidase activity; calcium ion binding. The record is from RefSeq and is a predicted model, not a curated record. Gene Ontology annotation, cellular component: cytoplasm.